CUGUGGACACGCAGCCAACUGUCUGUUCCUUGUGGAGCCAGGAAAAUUGGGCCAUACUGACCAGUGAGUCAAGCUCAGGCUCAAAGUACAGAUGCCUCAGGUCUUCCAGGAAACCACAAGCUUACAAAUGUAUAGAUUUAACAAGUUAAUCUGUGUAAGCGAGUAAUAACUGCUGAAAAUGGCGAUCUAUGUCGGUGUAUAAUCUUACAUAAUAUAUUUAAAUAGUUUUUGUCUUGGGCUCUUCACAUAGUUCUCUGAAUCUCUUGGAAUUUCCUAGGAGUUAGGGCUUGCUAUCCACAAGUAGCCCUCUUUUCACACAGGAGUUUUUAUGAUGAGAUGACUUAGGGUGGGUCUCCUAGGUAGCCUCAGCAUGGUACCUGUCACCAGAAAAACCAAGCAAUUAGUUUAGACCCCCACCCCCACCCUGGGGCCUCCCAAGGAUCAGAAGGAAACUAGAUUAGGUAUAAAAACUGCUGAAAAAUGAGAUGAAGUUUCCUUCAGAUUGGUGAACACAUUGAAGUGGUGGAAGUCCUAGGCUGGUGUCAUGUACUGAAAGGACCUGGAAACCCCUCGCUUCCCUUCACCCCCACCUUCCCCACCUAGCCAUCUCUUCCAUUGGGCUGUUUCUAAGUUGUAUCCAUUACAAGGAACCAGAAGAAAGAAAAGUGUUUUCUUUACUUUCGUAGGUCAUUUUAUCAAAUUAUCAAAACUGAGGGGCUCACGGGAAUCCCUGAAUUGGUAGGCAAGUGGGACAGAAAUAUUGGUAGCCUGGGAACCAGAGGUCAGAAUUGGCCUCUCUAGAAAGGGAUAGUCUGGUGAGACUGAGCCCUUAAACCUUUAAAUUUUGUCCCUAACCUCCGGAUGCCAGAAUACGAUUAAUGUAGGGCACCCAGUUUGUAUCAUAGAAUCUGAUCGUUGGAGGUAGAAAAGAUAUCAUAUAUUUGGUGUCAGAUCGGAAAUCAUAGAAGGAAUCACAGAAACUUCAAGGUGUUGACUAAAUGUCACAUUUAUAUAAUGACUUAAAAGACAUGUAAGAAGUAUCAUAUUUUCAAAAACAUUUAUGAACAUGUUAAUCCUCUGUUCUGUAAUAGCUCAGUGAUAGCACCAGACAUACACUAAUCAUGCAUUUGAUGCCUACAGUAGCAUCAUGAGAUAGGCACCAUAAAUGUUGCCAUUUUACACAUGAAGACACUGAAACUGAAGGAAGUUGAAUCUGUUGAAGGUUAUCUGAGUGGUCAGGUUAUAGCUCUGAGGUCAGAGGUCAACCUGAGGUGACUCAUCUUCAGGGAAGGGAAGGGAGGACACAGCUCCACCUUUCCAUCCUCCCUCUUUUCACAGGCGCCCAUGGUAGCAGCCACGUUUAUGGUCCCUGGACAGUGCCUCCCCAGACGUCAUCCCACCCCAUGACACACACAUACGGGAGACACAGUUGUCCUAGGGUUCUUGGGCCUCAGUUCUGGCCCUGGGGUCACCUCAGGUGCAGGACCCUCUUUAGAGAAGCCAGUUCUGGUCUCUGGUUUCCAGGCUACCAGUACUUCUGUCCCACUUGCCUACAAACUCAGGGAUUCCCAUGAACCCCCUCCUCAGUUUUGAUAGUUGUACUGAGGUGGUCUCAUGUGUCCAGUGGAGAAGAUGAGGUGGUGAGAUGUUCCUGGGACUGGAGCCAGCCUGUCCGUGUGCCUGGAGGGCCAUGUGACCUUUGAGGACGUGGCGGUGUCCUUCUCCCAGGAGGAGUGGGGGCUCCUCGGCGAGGCUCAGAGACUGCUGUACUAUGACGUCAUGCUGGAGAACCUGUCCCUGAUAGCCUCCCUGGGUUGUUGGCAGGGAGGAGAAGCUGAGAAGGCCAUUUCUAAACAGUGUGUUUCUGUAAAGCAAGUGACACGAAACAGGAAUCCACAGCCCGACCCUUCUAUCUUGAAGACUCUCGCUUCCACUAUGCGUGCCCUGGUAGAGAAGGAUGUUCUGUACCUGGCUGACACUGUGUUCAGGUGUAGAGACAUUGAGAAGACUUUCCUUGGCAGCCUGGCCUUUCUUCAGCACUAUUCUUCCCACGAUGGACAGCAUCUGUACAGAAGCAGGCAGAGGAGAGAGGUCUCUCACUCUGGGCAAGGACAUUACAAGUGCAGUGUAUGUGGCAAAGCCUUCAGUAAGAAGUACAAAUUCAUGGAGCACUGGAGAGUUCACACUGGAGAAAAACCUUAUUUGUGCAGUGACUGCGGGAAGUUCUUUAGACAGAGCUCCAGUCUUAUUCACCAUCGGAAAGUUCACACAGGAGAAAGGCCUUAUGAGUGCUGUAACUGUGGGAAAGUCUUUGUCCACAAAUACAAACUUUUUGAACACCAGAGAACCCACACUGGAAAAAGACCCUAUGAGUGUACUGAAUGUGGGAAAGCCUUCGCCCGCAAGGAUUCACUUGUCCAGCAUCAAAAAAUCCACACUGGAGAGAAUCCUCAUAAGUGCAGUGAGUGUGGGAAGUGCUUCCUGUACAGAAAUAACCUUCUUGCUCACCAGAGGAUCCAUAGUGGAGAAAAGCCUUAUGGGUGUAGCAAAUGUGGUAAGUCUUUCAUCUUCAAAAUAAGGCUGCUUUAUCACCAGCGAGUCCACACUGGAGAAAAACCUUUUAUGUGCAGUGAAUGUGGGAAAGCUUAUGUCUACAAAGGAAGUCUUGUUGUGCAUAAGAGAAUUCAUACUUUGGAGAAGGCUUAUGGGUGUAACAAAUGUGGAAAAUUGUUUACAACCAGUUUCGCUCUCAACAGACAUGAGAAUAUUCACACUGCACAAAGGCAUUACCAGUGCACUGAAUGUGGGAAAGCUCUCAAUGGCAAAGUUAAACUCGAUGAGCACCAGAGAACCCACACUGGAGAAAGACCCUAUACGUGUAACAAAUGUGAGAAAGCCUUCAUGCGCAAGGCUACACUUGUUCAACACCAGAAAGCCCACACUGGAGUAACGCCUUUUAAAUGCAGUGAAUGUGGGAAGCCCUUCACUUACAAAACAAGUCUUGUUGUCCACCAGAGAAUCCACACCAGAUGAAAGCCUCAUGAGCAUAGUUCUUUGUAGGCAGCUCCAAGUUCAUAAAAAAACAGGAAAGUUCACACUUGGGAAGUGCCCUUCUGAACUUAGGCUUGCCUUCAUUCAAGUUAACAUCUGGUAGCACAACUCCUGUGUUGUCGAGUAGGUGGAUGUACAACUUUCAUGGGGUCACUCAACCUUUUCUAAAGUGGUUAAAUCUUUUUACAGUCUCACCAGAAGCACUAAAAUCCAAGUUUCUGUUCUUGCCAUUCUUGCCAACACUUGGUGUGUUUGGGCUUCCUCAUUUCUGUGAUGUCAUAGCUGUAUCCAGUGAUUUGAAGUAGCAUUUUCCUAUUGACAUGAUGCUGAGUCAUUUUCAGUGUGUUAAUUUCCACCCAUAUAUCAUUAUUGAAAUUGCUGUUCAUAUGAUUUGCCCUCUUAAUUACUGACUUGAUGUUUCUUCAUGGAUUAUUGAUUAAGGUACUUUACUGGAAAUAUUUACCAGUAUUCCUCCAGACUUGGUCAUCUCAGUUCAGUCACAUUUCCAGAGAAAGAGUUUUGUUUUUUUUGGCCAUGCUGCUGGGCAUGAGGGAUCUUAGU
Odocoileus virginianus texanus is the source of this 3612-nucleotide messenger RNA. RefSeq names its product zinc finger protein 154. Gene Ontology annotation, biological process: regulation of transcription by RNA polymerase II. The record is from RefSeq and is a predicted model, not a curated record. Gene Ontology annotation, molecular function: RNA polymerase II cis-regulatory region sequence-specific DNA binding; DNA-binding transcription factor activity. Lineage: Eukaryota; Metazoa; Chordata; Mammalia; Artiodactyla; Cervidae.